This is a messenger RNA of Medicago truncatula (barrel medic), 1086 nucleotides long. RefSeq names its product F-box/kelch-repeat protein At3g23880. Gene Ontology annotation, molecular function: protein binding. Bases 1 to 1086 code for a protein of 361 amino acids. The record is from RefSeq and is a predicted model, not a curated record. The transcript has a single exon. Lineage: Eukaryota; Viridiplantae; Streptophyta; Magnoliopsida; Fabales; Fabaceae.
AUGAAUUCCCCUAUAGCAAAGUCUCCGCAUUCAAACAACUGCGUUCCAACGUCGCUGUUAAUCCUUCUUGAUGAACUUAUUGCAGAAAUCCUUUCUCGACUUCCUGUCAAAACUCUGAUGCAAAUGAAAUGCGUUUGCAAAUCAUUGAAAACCCUAAUUUCUCAUCCUUCCUUCGUCAAAUUGCACCUUCAUCGAUCACCACGAAACACCACCAUUUUACUAUUACCUGACUGGGCCAGUCCUGCCGGCAUUGAUUUGAGUGUUGUUCCCAUUCCUAUAAGUUACUUGCUCGAAAGUCCGUUACUCAUGGAUCACUACGUACCUCACUACUUACGAUUGAGGGAAUUCGCCAUUCACAAUGAUCCUUAUUACCUUUUGAGUAAUAUGGAUUGUUAUCAAAUAGUUGGUUCCUGCAAUGGAUUGAUUUGUUUGCGUGGAACCGCUAAGCAUGAUAACUAUUGGUUCCGUUUAUGGAACCCAGCCACAAAUUCAUUAUCUGAAAAUUUAGGGUUUUCCGAGAACCGUUUAAGGUUAACAUUCGGCUAUGAUGUUUUAAACGACACUUAUAAGGUGGUAGGAUUCUCUGCUAUCACCGUGAAAGUUUUCAGUCUAGGUGAUAAUGUAUGGAAGGAUAUUCCAAGUUUUCCUAUUGUCCCGUUUAACCUUCGUAUCUAUUCCCGCCUGAUGAUGGAUAACGGUGUGUAUGUGAGUGGAACAAUUAACUGGUUGGCUAUUCGAGAUAUGACCAAUUAUAAAUGGAAUGAUAUUACCAUUGAACAAUUUGUGAUAGUCUCGCUUGAUUUGGCUACAGAGACAUACCAACAGUUGUUGCCACCUAGCGGUUUUGUUGAAGCACCACCCGUUGAACCGUCUGUUAGUGUGUUGAUGGAUUGUCUAUGUUUUUCUCACCGUUUCAGGGGAACCCAUUUUGUUAUAUGGAAGAUGAUGGAAUUUGGAGUUCAAGAGUCUUGGACUCAAUUCCUCAAAAUUAGUUUUCAAAAUCUUCAUAUUGAUUAUGGCAUUAGUGAUAGCCUUGCAUAUUAUGCUCAAUUGUUCUUGUUACCAUUAUGUGUUUCUGAGACGUAG